UUGUCUGAAGCAUUUAACGUACAAAGGUUGUCUUCUUUCAAACUUUAUCAUAAAUGUAUCGAUUUGUCAGAAAGCUGAAAAUGUAUUAUUCACUGUGUGCAUUAAGCAAAGUAUCGCUCAUUUGACUAUUUAUGUACUAAGGAACGUUUGUGCAUUAAGUUUAAUGUUCAGACAUUUGCGAUCAAGUGCACUCUGUUGGCAGAAGAAUACAUACAGAAUUUUGUAAACGAUGAAUUCAACAGUGGAAAUUCCUUCACAAACUUUCUUCAUAUUUGUAAUUACAAUUGAAUCAUUGUGUGUAAUUAUUGGAGUUACGGGCAAUCUUUUUGUGAUAUUGCACAAUGUUCGUUGGAAUACAGAUAAAAAUACGAGCAGUUAUGUGGUUAUAAAUUUGGCCGUUUCAGAUCUUGUCGUUUGUGGGAUCUCUUUUCCAUUGUAUAUUGUAGAGGCGAGUCGUGUCUUGAUGGGAAAUACUGAAAAAUCUGACGUAUCUUGUCAAUUAAACACUUCUAUUUUUUGUGCGACUGUAUCGCUUUCUUUUCUAAAUCUCAUGAUGCUCACAAUUGAUCGUUACAUUUGUAUUGCAUUACCCCUAAAGUAUCCUCACAUUGUCACCCAAAGAAAGGUGUCUGUAGCUUUGGUUUCAGUAUGGAUCACUGGCUUUCUUAGUUUUAUUAUGAUGUUUUUCACCGCAAGAGCUACCGACGUGCCAUUGAUAUGCGAGAUGAACAAAAUAAUGGCUUCAGUUGUUGGUUUUUUCUUUUUUUAUGUUCCACUUGGUGUUACGAUCGUUUUUAAUGUGAAAACUGUAAAAAUUGCUCGAAACCAAGGUCGAAAAAUAGCAGCACAAGCUUCAUCACUACAAACAAGUGAUUCAACCUCUACAGAUGAUUUGAACUCAAGAAAAAACUUCACACGACAGUUGAAACUGUUCAAAACAAUCCGUGUCGUUUUUGGUUGUUUUUUAUUCUGUGUAUCACCAUUUCCUGUGAUAGGUUUUGUGGAGUUUAUCAUUUGCAAUCGGGGCUGUAUUCCUCCAGAAGUUAUAGUUGUCUUACUGCUUUUAGCUGGUCUGAAUUCAAUUAUAAACCCUUUCAUAUAUGGCAUACGAGACAAGGAAUACAGAAGAUCUUUCAAGCAAAUGCUUGUGCGAUGCUGCAAUUGGUUUAGGUGACUGAAACUUGAAAUUUUUGUUCUACGUAUCAUAUACAAGAAUGGAAGAGGCUAUCAUGACGUUGGACUUGCUCAUUUUAACACUUGAAGUAUUAAUAAGAUCUAAGUUGAAAAUGCAACGAUAAUUAACAACAUUUUAUUAUCAACAUAAGAUUAUCAAUAUUAGAUUGUCAACAUAAGAUUAUCAACAUUGGAUUAUCAACAUAGGAUUAUCAAUAUUUGAUUAUCAACAUAAGAUUAUCAACAUAAGAUUAUCAAAAUAAGAUUAUCAACAUAUGAUUAUCAACAUAACAUUAUCAAUAUAAGAUUUUAUCAACAUAAGAUUAUCAACAUAAGAUUAUCAACAUUAGAUUAUCAACAUAAGAUUAUCAACAUAACAUUAUCAACAUAAUUUAUCAACAUAAGAUUAUCAACAUUAGAUUAUCAGCAUAAGAUUAUCAACAUUGGAUUAUCAGCAUAAGAUAGAAGCUGAUUUGAGCUUAAGCUGUGAGAGAAAAUAGUCAGUCGAGUUUAUUCUAACUCGUAGCGAAUGUUGUACUACAAGUUACAUUUGAUUAAAAAUAAUUUAUCUUGUUAAUGGAGAGUUAAAUCGAAAAGUGUUAAAGCAAUUUUUCUUGAUCGAUUGUUUGUGACAAAAUUUAAUGUUUACUGGUGAAAAAUAAAAUCAUCAAAAUCAAUAAACAUGUAAAUUUAAUAACUCGAAGUGAGUACCAUUUUUUCUGGACUCGUAACUUCUAAACGAUAACAUUAAUUACAAAUGUCAUUCAAAACAGUUUUAAA
Messenger RNA from Xenia sp. Carnegie-2017, 1953 nucleotides. Its product is annotated as alpha-1A adrenergic receptor-like. Gene Ontology annotation, molecular function: trace-amine receptor activity. Lineage: Eukaryota; Metazoa; Cnidaria; Anthozoa; Malacalcyonacea; Xeniidae. The transcript has a single exon. Bases 230 to 1174 code for a protein of 314 amino acids. Gene Ontology annotation, biological process: G protein-coupled receptor signaling pathway. The record is from RefSeq and is a predicted model, not a curated record. Gene Ontology annotation, cellular component: membrane.